Molecule: messenger RNA, 1530 nt
Organism: Polyodon spathula (Mississippi paddlefish)
Lineage: Eukaryota; Metazoa; Chordata; Actinopteri; Acipenseriformes; Polyodontidae
Product: left-right determination factor 2-like
Exons: 4
Coding region: 442-1530 (362 amino acids)
Biological process (GO): SMAD protein signal transduction; BMP signaling pathway
Cellular component (GO): extracellular region
Molecular function (GO): cytokine activity; transforming growth factor beta receptor binding; growth factor activity
Source: RefSeq, a predicted model, not a curated record
UUGAUUUCUCCUUGAAAAUACUGAUAAAAGGAUGAGUGGUUCAUUAAUUGGCUUUAAACUAUUAAGCUGUUUGUUUACAUAGUUUUUACAACAACAAAAAAAUCUGAAAUUAUUAAGAAAUCACUUAAAGGUAAAUCUAUGUUACUAUUUCAGGUAAAGAUGUAACUUCAUUUUCUAGACAGAUUAAGAAGUGUCAAUGUGUCUUUAUAUUCUGAAUUGGGUGUGAUUUUGCAGUCCAGCCCUUGACUAUGAAGUCAGUCACCUCCCCCUCAUCAUGUGUGAAUAGCUUAGUCUAUGGAGGGAUGUAACUGCUGACCACUGUAUAAAAGGCCAGCGCAACUCCACACUUUAAGCAUUCUCUACAAGCAGUGAACUGCACUAGAUUGAUCCUGCUCUCCAACAGCUGGGGUGACUUAAACAUUAAGAAGGUAUUAUAUUGAGAUGGGCAGGUUUACUACAUGGGUGCUCUGUGCCAUGUUAAUAGUCCUGGUGGAAGGAUUUACUCAUGAAGAUAUGAAAGAUGCCAUGCUAAAGAAACUGGGGCUAAAUGAGGUGCCCAAAAUCCAGAAGAGGGACUUGGAGAAUUUGGUCAUCCCUGCACACAUCAAGAACAAGUACAUGUCUAUGCUCAACCUUCACAAUGCAAGGAAGAGGAGAUCCCUGCCCAGUCUGGCUGGGAUCUUAAGAGGAAUUCCAGGAAAUGCAGAUAUAUCUGGAGAAAUUCUGUAUUCAGACACCACCCGCCAGAGAAUGGUUUUUGAUAUGCAAGCCAGAAUCCCAGAAAACAGUGAAGUCACAAUGGCAGAACUCAAACUAUUCAAGAAGGCACCCCAAAAGCUGCCUUUGUCUGACAAAAGGAGCCACAGGCCUGUCAAUAAUGCUAGAGUCAGUGUCUACUGGGUUGAAAUUCUGGCAGAUGGAUCCAACAGAACUUCAUUGGUGGACUCUAGGUUGGUGCCCAUUCAUGAAACUGGCUGGAAAAGCUUUGAUGUAACACAAGGGGUCCAAUACUGGCUUAAAACCAGCAGAGACGCCCCCAUGUACUUAGAGAUCUGGAUUGAAGGAGAGAGACCCGGAAGUUAUGCUGCUGAGAUGGCCAAAUGUGUACGAUUCACAUCUCAAGGCCCGUCAGACAGAACUUUGGGGAAACCUGAACUGGUCCUCUACACUUUGAAUCUUGAAGAGUUCGGCUCUCGUGGCGACUGUGAAGAAAGUACUGCAAAGAAAAACAAUGUCUGCUGCAGGGAGGAAUAUUUUAUUAACUUCAGGGAGCUCACCUGGACUCAAUAUUGGAUCAUCGAGCCAGCCGGUUACCAGGCAUUCCGCUGCGCAGGAGGAUGCAAACAGCCAAAGAAUCCACUUCGUCACUAUGGCUAUGGAGAACGGACUUGUGCUGUUGUUGAAAGCACCCCGCUGCCCAUGAUGUACCUGGUGAAAAAAGGAGAAUACACCGAAAUUGAAGUAGCAGAAUUCCCUAAUAUGAUAGUCGAAAAGUGUGGCUGUACAAUGGACAACAUAUCAGUUGUUUAA